Nicotiana tabacum (common tobacco) is the source of this 901-nucleotide messenger RNA. The record is from RefSeq and is a predicted model, not a curated record. NCBI's taxonomy places the organism in Eukaryota, Viridiplantae, Streptophyta, Magnoliopsida, Solanales, Solanaceae.
AUGCGGGAGAAUGUGACAAAGCUCACAUCCGAGCUAGAAGCCGCCAAGGAGAGAGAAAAGAUUAGAGAUGCUCAGUACAUUGGCAUGCAAGAGCAGAUCAAAUCUCUCCUAGCUUCUGGCAGUUUUCCGAUUCCCCAGUCUCGUGACUCAUCGCCAGAGGCUCGCCUUCCCCAUGCUCAUUCCUCCCGUCCUCCCUAUGAUUGUUCUUCCCAUCCUAGACAAGUACACCCUUCUGGAUACUGUCUUGGUGAAAGUUCAUCAGACGAUGAUGAUAAUGAUCGAACAACGGCAAUCAAGAAUACAGUAGCAGGAUUUCCAAGGCCAUUGCUAAAUCAAAGCAGAGAAGCAUUUGCUACAGUUAUGAACGAUGCAUUUGGACAUCAAUUAGAACCACCUUUUAAUCCUUACGCUAAUGACAUUAAUUAUCUCCUUGCUUCGUAUGUUAUCCCUUAUCUUGGACUUACUGGAUAUGUUGGAGCCAAUCCUAAACUCCACAGCCCUACUGUCAAAAGGCUACUAGUCGGGCUACUUGGAGUAGAAUCAGGUCAAGAUGCAGUUCUGAGAGCAUUACUUUAUGAGCAUGGAAGAGAGAACGUGGAACCCUACGGGAUAACGGCAAUAGAGUUUACAAACAGUAUAUCAGAGCUGAGAAACAAGCUAGGACGCCAUGGAUUGAAAAAUGAAGGACUCAAAGUGAAACCAACAGUAGGUGCUGAAGGGAAGAUACGAGAAAAUAUAUUAGCAGGAGAUAAAUACUCGCUUUCCUAUGAUAGAACGCCAGAGGAGAUACUGCGAAUAGUAUACGGAAGUGGAAAUGAGAAUAAACCAGGAGGAUUUUACCCAAAAGGAGCAGAUGGCCAAAUUGCAAAAUCCUAUCUUGGAGUGGGAGGGAAUUAAACGU